UGUGUGCUUGACUGCGCUGAUGCCCCAGCUCUGAAGGAUACAGCGCGUGGAUGGAGGAGGAGGAGGAAGAAGAGGAAGAGGUGAAGGACUGAAGGGUGGAGAAUGUAAAGAACGGAGCGGGAGAUGAGAAGCACUCAGAGGAUCAGAGGAUGAUAGACCGCUGGAUUAACAUGGACGAACCGCGUGUGACUGUGUCGAGGCUCGCUGUCACUGACGCUCGGCCUCACAGUGAAUGAUGUGCGGUGACGCUGCUUUGAUUCAAAUAUCUUCUCAUGUCUUCUUCGAAUUCUACCUUGAAAAACACGGAGUCCACGCGCAGUGACCGCGUCCAUUUUCAUGAUCGAGCUUCAGCCACAAUAAUGGAGUCAAAGUGAACGAACAGAGACUGAACCGCGUGAACUGAGCUUCGACAUGGACGCGUCGCUGCGCUCUUUCCUCUGCUUGACUUUGUGUUGGCUCGGCAGCGGUCACUCAGCGCCGGACGCCUCGGGCCUGCCUCGAGCUAUCCGCCUGCCACUGCGGCAAGAUUCACGGUCGCUGUCACCUGACGCGGCAGCGACUGCCGCUGCCGUUGCCGCUGCCGCGGUGGGCACGAGAGCUGCGCGGCAGCGGAGAGGAGCGGCGGCGAGCGGGAUCAGCUUUGUGGAAAUGGUUGAUAAUCUGCGUGGGAAAUCCGGACAAGGAUACUAUGUGGAGAUGUCCGUGGGCUCACCUCCACAGAGGCUGAACAUCCUGGUGGACACAGGAAGCAGUAACUUUGCUGUUGGAGCAGCCGCUCAUCCCUUCCUGCGCAGAUACUACCAUCGUUCACUGUCCAGUUCAUAUCGGGACCUGGGCAGGAGCGUCUACGUUCCUUACACACAGGGUCGCUGGGAAGGGGAGCUGGGCACCGACCUCGUCUCUGUCCCACACGGACCCAACGCCACCCUUCGGGCCAACAUUGCUGCAAUUACCCAAUCAGAUCGCUUCUUCAUCAAUGGAUCCAACUGGGAAGGAAUCCUGGGACUGGCCUAUGCUGAUAUAGCCCGGCCGGACGAGACACUGGAGCCUUUCUUUGAUUCUCUGGUUCGUCAGACUCCUGUCCACAACCUCUUCUCUCUUCAGCUGUGUGGAGCCGGCUUCACCCACAACGACUCCCUGGGCAGUGCUACUGUCGGUGGCAGCAUGAUCAUUGGAGGAGUGGACAGCUCACUGUUCGUUGGAGAGCUCUGGUUCACUCCCAUCCGUAGAGAGUGGUACUAUGAGGUCAUCAUCGUACGCAUUGAGGUUAACGGACAGGACCUCAAGAUGGAUUGUAAAGAGUACAACUAUGAUAAGAGUAUCGUGGACAGUGGCACCACCAACCUUCGGCUGCCGAGGAAAGUCUUCCAGGCCGCAGUCAAGGCCAUCGAGGCAGCCUCUUCGACAGAGCAGUUUCCCUCGGGGUUUUGGCUGGGGGAGCAGCUGGUGUGCUGGCAGGCCGGCACCACGCCCUGGCACAUCUUCCCAGUGAUCUCCCUCUAUCUGAUGAGUGAAAACCACAACCAGUCCUUCAGAAUCUCCAUUCUACCCCAGCAAUAUCUGCGGCCCGUAGAGGACGUGGCUUCAGCUCAGGAGGACUGUUAUAAAUUCGCCGUGUCUCAGUCCAGCACCGGCACAGUGAUGGGGGCUGUGAUCAUGGAAGGCUUCUACGUGGUCUUUGACCGCGAGAAUAAGCGCAUCGGCUUCGCUGUGAGCACCUGUCAUGUACACGACGAGUUUCGGACGGCCUCCGUCGAGGGACCGUUCCACGAUGUCGACCUGGAGGACUGUGGCUACAACAUCCCCCAGACGGACGAGUCCACGCUCAUGACCAUCGCCUACAUCAUGGCGGGAAUCUGCGCUCUGUUCAUGGCGCCGCUGUGUCUCAUGGUGUGUCAGUGGCGCUUCGUCCGCUGCCUCCACCCGCACAGAGACUUUGCUGAUGACAUAUCACUCUUGAAGUGAAGAGGGAGGAGAACCUGACUGAGAAAGACCUGACUCUUCAAACACACCAGAGAAGAGCAACAUGUCGAUGUCAACAAAUUAGCUUUUAGCCACCUAUGCAUCAGCAUUAUCGGGACACUUGAUUGUGAAUGCAAGUUUGAAAAUAUAAAUGUGUCUUUAUCGAUCUGUGACUUGUGGCUUUGAGGUGAAUGAAACCAGUUAUGAGUUAUGAGUUAUGAGUUAUGAGUGAGCAUGCCUGUAUGUGUACUGUAAGUGAAACGUAUGACAAAGACUUUGUGGACUUUAAGACAAUGACCGUACACUAUUUUGCAAAUGCCAGCAAAUAACCUUGCAGUGCAAAUGGAGCCGUUUAAAGAGGCUACGAUCCGACGACUGAAGUGUGACAGAGUGUGACACGGUUGCAUGGUCUACAGGAAAUAUGGUUGGAAGGUAUUUCACAAUAAAAAACACGUGUGUAUGUCUUAGGUGUUCAACAUGUACGAAACCCAUUUAAAACCAUCACGGGGUGUUGACUUAGGGACCGUCAGUAAAUGCUUUGUACUCA
Molecule: messenger RNA, 2509 nt
Organism: Solea senegalensis (Senegalese sole)
Lineage: Eukaryota; Metazoa; Chordata; Actinopteri; Pleuronectiformes; Soleidae
Gene: bace1
Product: beta-secretase 1
Exons: 9
Coding region: 412-1965 (517 amino acids)
Biological process (GO): amyloid-beta metabolic process; membrane protein ectodomain proteolysis
Cellular component (GO): trans-Golgi network; membrane; endosome
Molecular function (GO): aspartic-type endopeptidase activity
Source: RefSeq, a predicted model, not a curated record